Molecule: messenger RNA, 682 nt
Organism: Plodia interpunctella (Indianmeal moth)
Lineage: Eukaryota; Metazoa; Arthropoda; Insecta; Lepidoptera; Pyralidae
Gene: RpL18
Product: Ribosomal protein L18
Exons: 4
Coding region: 105-656 (183 amino acids)
Biological process (GO): translation
Cellular component (GO): cytosolic large ribosomal subunit; ribosome
Molecular function (GO): structural constituent of ribosome; RNA binding
Source: RefSeq, a predicted model, not a curated record
AUAAAAUCGUAUAAACAUUUUGUAUCUGGUAUCAGGGCAACACAAAUUUCCUAGCUGUCAAUGUAUUCUAUUGUCUAUGGUCUCUUUUUAAUCAGGUUGUCAAGAUGGGUAUCGACAUCAACCACAAACACGAUAGGAAAGUUAGGCGCACGGAAGUAAAGUCUCAAGAUGUAUACUUGAGGCUGCUUGUAAAACUGUACAGGUAUUUGGCCAGGCGUACGAACUCCAAGUUCAAUACGAUCGUACUGCGCCGCCUGUUCAUGAGCCGCAUCAACCGGCCACCAAUCUCUUUGUCCCGCCUGGCCCGCCACAUGAAGAAGCCCACUCGCGAGGGUCUGAUCGCUGUUGUUGUCGGCACAGUAACCAAUGAUGUUAGGCUGUACACAGUCCCUAAAAUGACAGUAGCUGCUCUUCACGUCACGGAAAAGGCUCGUGCCCGUAUCUUGGCUGCUGGAGGAGAGAUCCUGACAUUCGACCAGCUUGCGCUGCGGGCGCCCACAGGCCGCAAGACAGUGCUGGUGCAGGGCCGCCGUAACGCGCGCGAGGCGGUGCGCCACUUUGGGCCGGCGCCGGGCGCUCCGCGCUCGCACACCAAGCCCUACGUGCGCUCCAAGGGACACGAGCGCGCGAGGCCCAGCCGUCGCUCCAACGUCUAAUCUUUAAUUAUAAGGAGUACUAUCUA